AUGUCUACUUUAAGUGAAGCAUAUGGUUUCAUCUCCAUGUCUGAGAAUGGCAUAAGUAACAAACGAAGAAGAUUACCACUGAUUGAAGAUAAGUAUGAGGUGAUAAUGUCAAUGUACAGACUGAGGUCCGAUACUCCUGAUAUGGGACUUGCAAUUUUAAAUACAAAGUCAGUAGAAUUGAUCUUGUUGAAUUUUUGUGAUUCCCUGACAUUUUCAAGAACUAUACAUCAACUAAAAGUUCAUGAUCCAAGUAUUAUUUUACUUCCAGAUGCUCAUAUGAAUCCUCAAAUUGAUAAGUUGAAAUAUGUGGUUCUGUCCAAUAUCCCAGAUAAUAUAAAAGAAGUCCAAUUGAAGUUAAGACAAUUUAAUACAGCAAAUGGGUUCACAAACAUAAAACUUCAUUGCGAAUAUGACGAGGUGGUUUUGCAGGAGAAAUGCAAUGGAAAUGAACUUGCGCUAGCUGCAGCGAAUGCUUGUUUUGAGUAUUGUAUCAGUUCAAAACUUAUUAGAACGAAUAAUAAAUUGAGACUUAAGUUUGAUAAUUGUCAAUCCAAUAUGCUUAUUGAUACCUUUUCAAUUCGUGAUUUAGAACUUAUUGAUAGUAUUUCAGAUAAAGGAACGUCAUUAUUUUCAUUUCUCAAUCAUAGUGUAACAAAGAUGGGAAAACGAAUCUUACGCGCAUCCAUUUUGCAGCCACUCACAGACGUUCCAAGCAUAAAACUAAGACUAGAGACGGUACAAGAGCUAAUCUCCAAUGAAGAUAUUUUGAUAUCUAUUAGAACGCAAUUGAAGAAAUUUCAUGACAUGGAGAAGAUCGUGGGAGCUUUUCUUGAAAUGGAUGAAGACGCGAUUGUGUUUAACCGAGAUCAACGACUCAACAAUCUUAUUCUAUUCAAGGGGUGUUUAGAGAAUUGCAUUGAAAUCGUUAAAUCCCUUGAUUAUGCAAAAAGCAACUUAUUGGUCGAGAUUAAGGCGAUAGUAUCUCACGAGUAUAUUCAGACUGUUUUGAACACAAUAAAGGAAUACAUUUAUGACACCUGUCAAUGGGCCAAGAAUUCAUUGGAAUUAACCAAUCAAAAAGCCAACGCAAUUAAAUCCGGAGUGAAUGGAUUCUUAGAUGUCUCUAGAAGGGUUCAUGAAACAUUACUAGAAGAAACCAAUCAAAUUGUUCUGAAGCUAUGUGAUGAAUAUGGUCUUGAAAUCGAUUUUAGGUAUGAAAGCUCAAGGGGAUUCUAUUUACGAAUAAAAGAGGGAAAAAUGCCAAUGCAAUCACUUCCAACUAUUUUCAUAAAUCGGAUCAAGAAAAGGAAGAUGACAGAAUGUACAACAAUUGAAUUAAUGAAACAGAGUUCACGGUUUACCGGUAUAUUAGCCGAGAUUGCGAAUUUAAACAAUCAUAUAAUUGGGAAAUUAUACGAACAAGUAGCUUCUUAUGUCCCCAUCUUUUUUAUGAUUUCCGAAGCCAUCGGGACGUUGGAUUUCUUGUGCUGCUUAGCCCAAUUUGUGAGUUUGCAAAAACGAGACUACACCUGUCCCGAGUUUGGAAAAGAGGUAAAUGUUCGCCAUUCUCGUCAUCCAGUGUUAGAAACAACAAUCUCAAAUUUUGUUCCCAAUGACUAUUCGUGCAUACAUGAGAUAUCUCGAUUUCAGAUUAUUACUGGGGCAAAUAUGAGUGGGAAAUCGGUUUAUUUACGACAAAUUGCAUAUAUCGUGAUCAUGGCACAAAUUGGAUGUUUUGUACCAGCUGAGUACGCGGUACUACCAAUCUUUGAGAGCCUAUACACCCGUAUAUCUUCUGAUAAUACUGAGAUGAAUGCAUCGCUGUUCUCUAAGGAAAUGACAGAAAUAGCCAUGAUUUUAAAGGCGGUUAAUGAUAAAAGUUUGGUAAUCAUUGACGAAUUAGGAAGAGGGUCCAAUUUCACCGACGGGUUUUCAAUAUGUUUAGCUAUACUUGAAUAUUUCAUAACUUCGGGAGCGAUUGUAUUCACUUCGACCCAUUUCAGGGAAGUUGCUGAUAUUUUAAGUAAUAAAUCAUGUGUAGUCUCUUCACAUAUGGAAAUCGGGGAAUCAGAGGGACAACUUCAAAUGAAAUAUCAAUUGGUUAAGGGAAAGGUAGAAACUAUUGGGUAUGGGAUUAGAUUCGCUGAAUUUUCACGCAUGUUGCCCGACAACCUAAUUGUAGAAGCAAAGAAAAUUGCAAACCAACUAAGGUCAACCAGAAAUACAAAUGAUGACGAAAGGAUAAAACUGCUUUCCAAAAGAAGGAAGCUCGUAUUAGAGCUAUAUUAUGCAUUAAAUCAUAUAAAAUCUUUGGAUGCGGAGAUGGAAUAUAAGCUUCAAAUUUUGAAAACCUUGCAAUCCAAGUUUGUUGACGAAAUAAAUAGAUUACCGAAAUAG
Messenger RNA from Hemisphaericaspora subhashii, 2397 nucleotides. Its product is annotated as MutS family protein. Gene Ontology annotation, biological process: reciprocal meiotic recombination; mismatch repair. Gene Ontology annotation, cellular component: nucleus. NCBI's taxonomy places the organism in Eukaryota, Fungi, Ascomycota, Pichiomycetes, Serinales, Debaryomycetaceae. The coding region runs from base 1 to 2397 and encodes 798 amino acids. The record is from RefSeq and is a predicted model, not a curated record. Gene Ontology annotation, molecular function: ATP binding; ATP-dependent DNA damage sensor activity; mismatched DNA binding. The transcript has a single exon.